AUGGCAAUUGUAUUAAUAACUGGAGGUACCGGUUAUGUAGGUACAUUUUCCAUAAUCGAAGCGCUUGUAAAAGGUUACACUGUAAGAACGACUGUCAGAAGCUUGAAAAAAUCUUCAUCUUUAAAGGAGUCUAUCUUGAAAACUGCAGAUGGUAAACUUGACAAAGAAACAAUUGAUUCAAAGUUAACUUUUUAUGAAGCGGAUUUGACUACAGAUGAAGGAUGGGAAGAAGCUAUUAACGGAGCGCAAUACAUUCUACAUGUGGCAUCGCCAUUUCCGACAUCAGAGCCUAAAAAUGAGAAUGACUUGAUUAUUCCGGCAAAGGAAGGUACCUUAAGAGUCUUGAAAAUUGCAAGCAAAGUAGGUGGUGUUACUAAAAUUGUAUUAACCUCAUCAUUCGCAGCCAUUGGGUAUGGACAUCCAAAUCAUACAAGUAUUUCUGAGAAGGAUUGGACAAAUGUAAACAAUACUCCUGGCGCAUACGUUAAAUCCAAGUAUUAUUCAGAAAAGGCCGCAUGGGACUUUGUCAAAUCUAACACCUCGAAUCCAUUUGAGCUCACGGCUAUUAACCCUGUUCUAAUUAUUGGUCCGGUUGUUUCUGGACUGCCUGGUGUGUCGUCUUCCAUUGACCUAAUUAAACGAAUUGUUGGAGGGGAGACUAAGGUAGGCGCUCCAAAGAUUUACAUGGGGCUUAUUGACAUUAGGGAUGUUGCCAAGAUUCACGUAGAGGCUCUUACAAACGAAAAAUCAAAUGGGGAAAGGUUUUUGUUAGUAAGUGGCGGAAAAGAGUACUCUAUGCUUGAAAUUGGGAAGAUAUAUAAGAAAGUUUUAGAUCCCAAGGAUCCCAAUGUUCACAAUUUACCUACUAGAAAUGUACCCACUUGGAUAUUGAAAGCAGGAGGUUUAGUAGUUCCCAAAUUAAAGGAUGCUGCCAACUUUGCUGAUAGACAGAUGAAGUAUAAUGCAUCCAAGGCAGAGAGUGUAUUUGACUGGACCCCAAUAUCUGUGGAACAAAGUCUUACUGAUACUUAUAAUAGUCUCAAGGCUGAGAAGGCCCUAUGA
Molecule: messenger RNA, 1062 nt
Organism: Dujonia railenensis
Lineage: Eukaryota; Fungi; Ascomycota; Pichiomycetes; Serinales; Debaryomycetaceae
Source: the annotation of a GenBank genome assembly